GUUUUCCAAAUAAAUCCAGAGAUGAACAACUAUUCAUGAGUGAUAGUACUCACCAGUAUGGAGACGACUUUUCCUCUUCCUUGAGUACAAUAGCGUAGUGAACUUGCUAUUGCUAUAGUUCUUUUAGUGGCCCAGGAGUCUGUAUCUAAAAUCAUAAAAGAAUAGCAUCAACAAGAUGGAAGACGACCUGUUAGCACCAGAGGAUGGACCAGAGGACGAGCUGGCCGCAUUCUUCGAGGGCUGCGAGCCCGACGAGGAGGAUCUCGCAGACACUGCUGCGCUUUUCGCCGCUCCACCUAAUGGUGAAGGAGAACAGGAGCAGAAUGGAACAACGAGCGGACAAGCACCCCCUCUGUUGACGGGUUCCUUUACAAGUGGGGGAUCCUCCUCUAGCACUGCAGGAGCUGGCGCACGUCCUCCAGCAGGAAAAGAAAAUGCAGUAGUUGCUACUGGAAAUGGCCAGAAGAGAAAUAGCAAGGCUGCUGCUGGAGGAGCCACAAGCAGUGGUCGUGGAGGUGGGCACAAAAAACGUGUUCCUCCUAAAGCUGGUGCAGCUGGAAGUGGAGCUUCUAGUUCUACGAGUGGCAAAAAUGUGAUGAAACGUCCUGCCAGCAGUGGUGGAGCGGAAGACGAUUUCGUCGCAGGUGGAGGGGCUUCUUCCACCUCGAGCAGGCGGCGACGGAAGGGAGGAGAUCAAGCUGAUACUGUUGGGAACGAAAAUGCGCUUGCCAUAGUAGAUCCGAGAGGCGUCGAAAAGCCAUGGGCUGGACAGAUGGAUGAGUCUUUGCCACUACAAGCCCAGCGCGAAGAGCACCUGAAAAAUACUGCUACCGGCAACAGCUUCUCGUUGCACUCGAGCAUCUCAAACACCGUCCAAAAACCGAAAACCGCCUUUGAACUCUUCGUGGAGGAAAAUUGCGUGGACAACGAGCAAGCAGCUUGGACCGUGUGCACAGAUAAAGAGAGAUACGAGGAACUUGCGAGACAAGACAAAACAAGGUACAACUAUCUAUUAAAGCAGAAACAGCUUUUUUCCUAGUUAGGGCUCCACCACUAUUUUCAUGAACUUCAAAUUCAAUUCACAUAAAUGAAUGCUUAAUCUGUUCUUUUACAAACAUACUUAAAUGAAAUGACUCCAGGUACGAAGAAGAGUUGAAUGUAGCGCAUGGUGUGAAGGAAGACGGGCUGUUCUCCCUGAUCUUGUUAGCAGGUCAGAAAAAGCAAGGAGAAGAAUCGGGCGACGCUGAAAAGGGUUCGAACGCGAAGGAACCAGAUGCAGCAGCAGACUUCGAUGCGCUCCUCGGUGGCUCUGACGGUAUUGGAAUGCAGGAUUCGAGUGAGGGAUCCGGGUACAACAUAUUAUUGAUAUUCUUUCUACUCGAGGUGUGCUUCUCAAGCACCAGAGAAAUUGUAAUACUUUGCUCAAAUGUUAUGCCUGAGAAGAUACUUAAAUGUAAAUUGCUAUGACUCGUAUCUUCCUAGAUAUGAUGGCAUGUGCCUCUUACUGCCCAAAUCGGAUCAUGACAAAAUCUUUCAUCUCCAGGCCCGCGGCGAGGAGAGACCAACUUGCGAUGCUAAAUCCACCUGCCUUGGGCAGCGCUGUGGAUGGUGAUGAAUCUGGCCAAGCGCCUCAGGUGAGGCUUGACGAAGAUGGGAAUAUCAUUCUUGACGAUGCCAUCCAGCAGGACAAUCAAAUGGACCUCCACAGAGCGGUACUAGUAUUUUCAUUUAUACCUGCUUUACCUUGACAGGUGGAUUACACGUAGAUGUUGUGCUUGUGACGAAUUUUUGAAUUUUUAUGACUGAAAAAGAGGAUCAGGGUCACCAAGAUGCCUGUUGAUUGCAAAUAAUUCAUUAAUCCAGUAAAUGAAAACGAAAGUAAUCCUAUUUUUUAAUCCUUGUAGCUAUUAUAUUCCAAUUCCAUAAACUACAACAGGGUGCCGCAUUGAUUCCUACUUCGGGUAACAAGAAGAGUAAUAGGGGUGUGAAUGCGCGGUCGAUGCGGUGGUCCGAAGAAGAGACUGAGAGGUUUUACAACGCGGUGAGGGCUUUCGGGUUCGAUUUGGUUCUUAUAGGUUCCGUGUUUCCCUCACGGAACGCGGCGCAGAUCAAAUCCAAGUACAACCAGGAGAUGAAGAAAAACGGAGAGAAGAUGAACGACGCCUUCAACGAUCGCACCGACUCCCGCACCUUUUUUGAGGUCCAGACGGGGAAGAAAAUAGACGAGAGCCAGCAUUGGGUUGCGCCGGCUCUUCCUGCUGGCGAUUCUGCACUGGCACUCGAAAACGCAGCUGCCGGUGACGGCAUCAAUGGCCAGAUCAGGAGUCUAGCUGAUCGGCCCGCCGACUUCUCGUUUGGUGCUCCAGUUCCGGCACUCGGCGCAAAUGCAUUCAACGACCUCGACGCCAACGAGCCGCCGCGUGGUGCGCACAGGCAACGGGGCGCGAGCAAACCGCGUAUUUCGCUCCCAGGUGCUGCUCGCCUUGGCGCUGGCAAUGCGAAUAACAACUUUAAUGCACCACCUGCGCCCCCGCCAGACGAAACCUCUCAACUCAUGGACGAAUUAUUUGGUAGCUAAAUUUAAACUUCUUUCCCCAUCUUUAUAAGAAGUUUUCUCGCCCCACCCAGUAAACGAACAAGAGAAGAUGUGAUGGAAUUGAAUGAACAGGAUCAAAAUGACAAGUAUUAAAUUAGUUUUUUUCUAAAAGAACGAAGGGAUUCGAACAUUGAACAGAAAUCUGACGACUCCACUCAACGAACUGAGUUCGUACAUUAAGAGAUCAUCAAGAACAUGAAGACCUAGGGUGCAGC
This is a messenger RNA of Amoebophrya sp. A25, 2811 nucleotides long. The record is from the annotation of a GenBank genome assembly. NCBI's taxonomy places the organism in Eukaryota, Dinophyceae, Syndiniales, Amoebophryaceae.